AUGACAUCAGCAGAGCAAUUUGCAUCAGAGAUCUCAAAUUAUUACUAUGAUCAACAACAGUCAAAUCCGAGACUUACAACCACCAAUAAUUCCGCCGCAGUACCGACAUCACUCUCCGCUCCAACAUAUUAUCCAAAUGCGCAAUACAGUGCUCCUGAUUCCAGUCAACAUGGUCCGAGCUCAUCAUGUAGUUACAAUAAUGGAGAAUGGAAUAAAAAUGGAAAAGAUGUUGAAAAAGAGGAGGAUGAUGAAGAGAAGAAUAAUGUGGCCGUAUAUCCAUGGAUGACACGAGUUCAUUCAGCUAGUGGUUCAAAUCGAGGUGAAAAACGUCAACGGACAGCGUAUACUAGGAAUCAGGUAUUGGAAUUGGAAAAAGAAUUUCAUUUCAACAAAUAUUUAACUCGAAAGAGGCGCAUCGAAAUAGCUCAUUCGUUGAUGCUAACUGAGCGACAGGUCAAAAUUUGGUUCCAGAAUCGUCGUAUGAAGCAUAAAAAAGAGAAUAAAGAUAAGCCAACGCCAACAGUACCAUUCCCAGCUGGCGCUCUUUCAUUUCAUCAUUUAGCCAGUUUUAAUCCACGUAAUUUUCUUCUAACUAAUAAUUAUACAUGA
Molecule: messenger RNA, 609 nt
Organism: Brugia malayi
Lineage: Eukaryota; Metazoa; Nematoda; Chromadorea; Rhabditida; Onchocercidae
Gene: Bma-lin-39
Exons: 4
Coding region: 1-609 (202 amino acids)
Biological process (GO): regulation of transcription by RNA polymerase II; anterior/posterior pattern specification
Cellular component (GO): nucleus
Molecular function (GO): DNA-binding transcription factor activity, RNA polymerase II-specific; RNA polymerase II cis-regulatory region sequence-specific DNA binding
Source: RefSeq, a predicted model, not a curated record